Gongylonema pulchrum is the source of this 1011-nucleotide messenger RNA. Lineage: Eukaryota; Metazoa; Nematoda; Chromadorea; Rhabditida; Gongylonematidae. The record is from the annotation of a GenBank genome assembly.
AUGGAAGAAGAAAUGGACGAGCACUACAGUGACUGCAUGGAUCACUUGUCGAGUAUUGUGUCCUUUGACAGCAUCACUCGGACUGUAAAUGAACGUGCUUACGACACUUUAUUGCGACCGGUUUUGAUUGACGGACCGCUGAUUGGCGUCAGCUACGAACAGAAUUAUCGUCUGGACGAUCGUCUGAGCACCUGCUCGAGUUAUUUACGACGACCUAAGACAGAAGGAAAACGCUUUGGUUUUGUGGCUCCUUACCCAGUGCCGGCACUGACAAAGAUUCUCUUUCACUUCAUUGCACGUGGGCACAAAGCAACUGCCUUCUUGCCGCAAUUUAGCGAUGAUACUGUGGAAAGGAUACUCCAUAACGCGAAGAAUUUUGCAACGGUUGCGGAUGCUGCGCAUUUCGUAGAACUCGUUCGCCUCAAAUUGAUCCAAUUCUUGCCUGGCGAAAGCUUUGGUGAUUCGUUGAAGUGGCAAACUGCAAAAUGUCAGGGAACCCUUGUGACCACGCAAAAAGCAUCCUACUUCAACAGCAGCACCACUGCUGCCGAUUCAGCGAACCAAAAUGGCGUGAGAAACGAAAGUGAAAAGGGACUGUGCAACCUGAUGUUCAGCACGCGGAUGCUCGAAGUUCAGCACACAAAGAACAUGCUGCCGGUGAUAAUACCCCUUUGGCGCCCCUACAACCGACGACUGAUCAUCUCCGCCGAUACUACUCGGAGCAAAGAAGUUCUGGAAGUAAAAGAACGAGACAUCAGGGACUCUUCACAAAGUAACGAAGUACUGCUAAGAGAGCAGCUCACUCUUCAGAGACAGUUUGAGUUGCUUAAAAAGUUGGCCAAGAUGCUGAACGGCGAUUUCCCGUGUGGCCUGCAAGAUGCUCAAAUUGUUCCACUAAUAAAGCACGAACUGGAACUGAUAGACGGCGCAAAACGGUUGCUGAAAACAAACGAUUCCCGAGAAAAACAAAAAGCGACGGGAGCUGGAAGGAUAUUAACAUUCCACUUCUAA